Molecule: messenger RNA, 2217 nt
Organism: Conger conger (European conger)
Lineage: Eukaryota; Metazoa; Chordata; Actinopteri; Anguilliformes; Congridae
Product: immunoglobulin domain-containing protein
Exons: 5
Coding region: 913-1722 (269 amino acids)
Biological process (GO): positive regulation of type II interferon production; cytokine production; positive regulation of mast cell activation
Cellular component (GO): external side of plasma membrane
Source: RefSeq, a predicted model, not a curated record
GUACUGCUGAGUACCAGGGUAAUUACUCCCUGAAAACUCUGUAAUGUGGAAAACAGAGAGGCACAGCCUUCCUCGUAGCCAGCCCGAAGACAUACCAGUGCUGGUGAUGAGCAGGCUCACGCAACAGAAUUGACACGGUAUUAAAGUCUGAUAAUUUUAUUGUUGAGAAAUACUAUUUCAAUGUACUAUUGACACUAAUGUCAAAACUGACAUUGCAAAAAUAUUAUCCUUUGUAUUACAUAUAGUCCUAAACACCAGUCUAAACUUCUUGUAGGCCUAUGUAAUUUUAACUUGUACCUUAUUUACACAUUCAAUGCAGUUUUGGUGAAUGUUCUGCUAAAUAAUAUUAUAUGACAAUGGCUACCUCAGAUUGGAUGAAUGUCUGGAAAACCAUUUUUGGGAAAAGUUGAGGGGAUAAAAAAGCACUAGACAUCGUUUAAAAUCCUUUGACUCAUGCCUGAAACUAUCUCUAUUUUAAUUUGCUUCUUCUACAGCAGAAUGCAGACAGAGGAAAACAAUUGAUGCCAAAAGACAACUCCUAAUUUAAUAAACUGGAUAUAACUACAUACUGUAUUAUGGCUUGCAAUGCUAACAGAACAGAUAGUGAUUAUAGAUAAAGCUUGACCUGUUUGUUCUGCCUAAGUACUGUGAAUGUGAUUGCAUCAGUGUGUGUUCUCGUGUUAAUCUUCCGUUUGUCACUGUGGUUUCUUGUUAAAAUGCUAGCGCAGUGGAAACUCCCACCUAUGAAAAUAAAACUGUACAUUCACUUCCUGUGAGAGAAAAAGAGAUUCAGCUACUAAAUACUGCUCACAGAGAGUGAGGGAACAAGCCGGAUUAAUACAGAGAGAAAUCUUCUCACUGGGCACCAGAAAGUGGAUGCAGAAAACUUAAGAAGAAAGAGAGGAACUCACCAUGAGAAAAGGCUUAAGCUUUGUCCUGCUUGUUCUAACUUUCCUGAAGACAGGUACAUCCAAGAGCAGGAUCUCUGUCUUACAGAGGCUAGAAGAUGGCGAUCUGACUGUGACCUGUAACCUCUUGAGUGAGGACAAGGUUACCCAGAUCAACUGGGAGAUGGUGAUCGGUCAGAAUCGCAGCAAAGUGGGGAUCCUCCACCCCCUCCAUGGCACGCACAUCUUACCAGAUCACAAAGGCAAUGUGGAACUCCAGAGCAGCGCCUCCUAUCAUAGUACCUCUCUCACAGUGAUCAAGGUCGACACGGGCAACAGCAGCCAGCACUGCUGCUUGUUCAUCACCUUCCCUUCUGGGAACCUGGAGGCCUGUGCAGACUUGAACAGUAUGAAAGCAGUAUCAGAGGCACCUGAAGCCCACAUACACCUAGUCACAGAUGGAAGGUGGAAGGUGGUGACAGCUGUCAUUGUUGUCUCUGUUCUGAUGCUGAUUGGCGUCCACUUCCUUCGCAGGAGGUAUUGCAAUGGAAGGAGGCACGUAUUUCAGGUAGAACAAGUAUUUCUCUCAGACCCACAGACAGACUCAAUGGAGUCAUCAAGCGAGCUGCCCCAGUCAAGCCCCAAGAAAGAAUCCUCUGAGGCAUUCGACCCAUCUAAGCUUUAUGCCAAGAUAAAAAUCGACUAUUACUAUGGCAGACUGUGGAAGGCCUAUGAAAGUAAAACCCGUGGCAAGGGGCCCCAGCCAAAGAUUUAUCACCUGCUGGAGGGACAGCCGACAGAACAGAGAGACAAUGAGGAGCCCCAGCAGGGCUAAGCCACAUUCACCAGCUACACUGGCUUCAGAAAGCAUUCAGACCCCUUCAAUUUUUGCGCACUUUAUUGUGUUGUAGAUUUUUUUUUAUGGAGAAAAAAGAAAUCUCUCAUUUAUAUAAGUAUUUUUAUCUCUUUCAAAUUACAUAUUUUUUGAUAUUGUAGCUUUUGCUUUUGAAGAUAUUUUGUUUAGUACGAUUUCUGUGGCAUUUUUGGGCACCAGAAAAAGUGUAGACAUUUUACUUGUCAAACCAUCUAUCCUACUUGCACUCCACCCUGAUUUGGUGAGCGAUAUUGUAAGCAGCUUCGCUUUAUUCAGCUUUCUUUUGAUGUUAUUUUGAUCUGAUCACAAUAGACUUGUAGCUCUCUGUAAUAAAGUUAACCAAGUUUGUCUCAAACAGACAAACAAUGUAAACACAUCACAAACUAUUUUAUUGUUUAUUAACUGUGUGCAUUUGUGUGACAAUGGACUCUUUCAGUAAAUGAUGCUCUUGCCACA